AUGUCCGUAGCAGACGUCUUUGCGGACGUGCAGCGAUCCCUGGUCGGCCACAAAACACUGGCAAAGCGUCUGCGUCGGCUCGAAAACACGCCCAACUUUGAAGCGCACAUCAAGCAAUGCAUCUUCCGUCUGUUGGACGUCAGCAAGUCCGAAAUUGCCGGCAAUCGAGUCAUCAAGUUCCUCACCGUUUAUUUCGAGUCUGCCGACGGGUCGGAUCGCACCACGUCCUCUAUCAUGUUGGCCCUCCUUCCCUACCUCUGCGCCAAAGACAAGACGGUGCGGUAUAGAGCGACGCAAAUCAUCUCCCAGAUCCUCGGAGUGUUGGGCACAAUUGACGACGAUUUGUACAAAGUCAUCAGGCACGAGUUGAUCAAGCGACUGCGAGAUAAAGUCCCUGCGAUCCGGUUGGAGGCCGUCAUGGCGCUCGGGCGGCUGGUGGAAAACGAGAUGGACAACGAAGAGGAGGAGCAGGGCUCGGACGAAGACUUCGCUCCCGGCUUGCUGGACAAGCUCCUGGACGUGCUGCAAAACGACACCAACGCGGACGUGCGAAGGGCGCUUCUGAAACUGCCCGUCACCGCGAAGACCUUGCCCUAUCUCCUGGAGCGUGCCAGAGACCGAGACGGACCUACUCGGAGGACACUGUAUUCCCAUGUGCUGACGUCGCUGGGUGACUUUCGCCAUCUAUCAUUGUCCAUGCGAGAAAAGCUGUUGAGGUGGGGUCUGAGAGAUCGUGACGAGAAGGUCCGCAGGGCGGCGGCGAAGCUGUUCAGAGAGCACUGGAUUGAGGACUGUGCGGGAUCGAGAGUCGAAGCCAUGGUCGAUGAGGACGAGGCCGACAGUUCAUCCAAAGGCGAGAAGAAUGGCUUCUACAAACCCAGCAUUCCCGCCCUGGUGGAGCUGCUAGAACGUAUCGACACCCUGAACACUGGCCAUGAGACUGGCAUUGCCCGCGAGGCGAUGAAGGAGUUCUGGGCCGGGCGACGUGACUAUCGCGGAGCCGUCACCUUCGACGACGAGUUUUGGGACACGCUGACCCCCGAGUCCGCCUUCAUGGCCCGCACCUUCAACGACUAUUGUCUGCAAGAUCCCGAAUGUUCGUCCAUGCUUGAGGACAAGAUGCCCGAAGUGACCCGGCUGGGGUUUCACCUGCAAAGACACAUCAACGAGCUCCUGGUCAAGGUCCAAAGCGCCAACGAAUCCGACACGGACGACCGAGUCGCCGAGCAGGCGGAGCAAGAAUUCAUCGUCGAACAACUCCUCUACAUUGCCCAGACUCUGGACUACACUGACGAAGUCGGGCGCAGGAAAAUGUUCUCUCUUCUCCGCCACGCGCUGUCCAUGGCCGAUCUGCCGGAAGAAUGCACCCGGCUUGCGGUGGAAGCCUUGCGGCUGGUCUGCAAUCCUGAUGCGGCCGGCGAGAGGGAAUUUGCCUCGGUCGUGCUCGAAGCCAUUGCGGAAGUGCACGAUAACAUCGCGGCUUCCGACAUGGAGGAGGACGCCGAGGAUCAUGAGGAGGACAGUUUUGUGUCAGCACGCAGCGAGGUCAGCGACCAUUCGUCUGACUCGACACCGAAACACGCUGCAGGUGGCGGCCAAAGCAGGCGGAACAAGCAGCUGUCCGAAGAAGAGCAGGAAGCUCAGGCGAUCAAGGAGAUUGUCAUCAACAUGAAAUGCCUGCACAUCGCUCAGUGCAUGCUGCAGAACGUGACGGGGAAUCUACAAUCCAACGUCCACCUACGCAGCAUGUUCGACAACCUGGUCAUUCCCGCGGUGCGCUCGCACGAGGUCUUGAUCCGUGAACGCGGCGUGCAGUGUCUCGGACUCUGCUGUCUUCUCGAGCCUAAGCUCGCGGACGAAAACAUGCGGCUCUUCACGCUCUUGCUCAAGAAGGGCCAUGAGACGCUGCAAGUCGUGGCGCUGCAGAUCCUGUGUGACAUCUUGCUUGCACGAGGCCCGUCAGGUUCGAGUCCUUCGAGUCAACCCCAACCGGCACCGGGCGAGUCUGCUUCCUCCGGCGCCGGUGCGGAAACUGACACGAACAAUGCCACCACGGCCACGACUGGCAACAACGGCAGCAAUAUGACAUCUCUCCUGUCGCCGUUCAUCAAGGCCCUGGCACACAGCUUUCCUGACGAAGUGCGCGCCACGGCGACCACCAGUCUGUGCAAACUCAUGCUCUGUGGCUUCUACAAGGACAACGAGGAGCUGUUUGAUCAAAUUGUCGAACGGGCCAUCCAGGUCGCGGCGAAAGGGUGGGAGCUGUUGGAGAAGGUCAAGAACGCGGUCAUGGUCGAUCGACCGAAAGACAAAUUGGGUGAGAGAGAAAAGGAGAGGGAUGGCGGAGCAAUACCUGUGACCACCACCACGUCCACCAUGAGAAUCAGUACGGGGAGCGCCGGAGAGGGGAGGGUCAGUGGUGAGGGCGUUGAUGCUUGA
Molecule: messenger RNA, 2439 nt
Organism: Capronia epimyces CBS 606.96
Lineage: Eukaryota; Fungi; Ascomycota; Eurotiomycetes; Chaetothyriales; Herpotrichiellaceae
Exons: 1
Coding region: 1-2439 (812 amino acids)
Biological process (GO): mitotic chromosome condensation
Cellular component (GO): condensin complex; condensed chromosome
Source: RefSeq, a predicted model, not a curated record